CCCCGAAGCUCGCCCUCGAAGGCGGGAGCGGCCGGCGCCUUGGACGGAGGAGGAGGAGGAGGAGGUGGUGGAGGAGGAAUCGCGUCGGGCGGAGCGUCAGGUCCCGUUUUCCUCCCCGGCGUGUUGAAUACAAAGAUUACGGUGCAGAAGGAAAUUGCACUCUCCUCCUCCGCCCCCCGGUCCCCGACACAAUGCACCAGCCGCCCGAGUCCACCACCGCCGCGGCGGCGGCCUCCGCUGCAGACAUGAGUGCUGCUAGGAAGAUGGCGCACCCGGCAAUGUUCCCUCGAAGGGGCAGCGGUGGUGGCAGCGCCUCUGCUCUCAAUGCAGCAGGUACCGGCGUCGGCAGCGCUGCCACAUCGUCGGAGGACUUUCCGCCUCCGUCGCUGCUCCAGCCGCCGCCUCCUGCAGCAUCUUCCACGUCGGGACCACAGCCUCCGCCUCCACAAAGCCUGAACCUCCUCUCGCAGGCUCAGCUGCAGGCGCAGCCUCUUGCGCCAGGCGGAACUCAAAUGAAGAAGAAAAGUGGCUUCCAGAUAACUAGCGUGACUCCAGCUCAGAUCUCUGCCAGCAUCAGCUCCAACAACAGCAUAGCAGAGGACACCGAGAGCUACGACGAUCUGGAUGAAUCUCACACGGAAGAUCUCUCUUCUUCCGAGAUCCUGGAUGUGUCACUUUCCAGGGCUACCGACUUAGGGGAGCCGGAACGCAGCUCCUCUGAAGAGACUCUGAAUAACUUCCAGGAAGCUGAGACACCUGGGGCAGUCUCGCCCAACCAGCCCCACCUUCCUCAGCCUCAUCUGCCUCACCUUCCACCACAGAACGUUGUGAUCAACGGGAAUGCUCAUCCACACCACCUCCACCACCACCAUCACGUUCACCACGGCCACCACCUUCACCAUGGGCAUCACCAUCCUUCCCAUGCUUCUGUGGCCGCCGCAUCCAUCCCCGGAGGGCCGCCUUCAAGCCCAGUGUCCAGAAAACUCUCUACAACUGGAAGCUCGGACGGUGGUGUGCCAGUUGCUCCAACUUCUGCUGUAUCAUCGAGUGGUUCACCUGCGUCUGUAAUGACUAACAUCCGUGCUCCAAGUACUCCAGGUGGUAUAGGUAUAAAUUCUGUUAGUGGCACUAAUACAAUGAGUAAUGUGAGCGCUGCUGCUCUGGGUAGUUUCAGUCCUAAUGUGACAAGCAGCAUGCUUGGUAAUGCUAAUAUAAGUACAAGCAAUAUUCCUAGUGCUGCUAGUGUAAGUGUUGGGCCUGGAGUUACCAGUGGUGUUAAUGUGAAUAUCUUGAGUGGCAUGGGCAAUGGUACUGUUUCUUCCUCUACUGUUACUAACAGUGCUCUUAAUGCUGCUGCAGGGAUGACUGGGGGAUUGGUUUCAAGUCAGCAGCAGCAACCAACAGUUAACACAUCAAGGUUCAGAGUUGUGAAGUUAGAUUCUACUUCUGAACCCUUUAAAAAAGGUAGAUGGACUUGCACUGAGUUCUAUGAAAAAGAAAAUGCUGUACCUGCUACCGAAGGUGUGGUGGUAAACAAAGUGGUAGAGACUGUAAAACAAAACCCAGCAGAAGUGACUUCGGAGAGGGAGAGCACUAGUGGGAGUUCAGUGAGCAGUAGUGUCAGCACACUGAGUCACUACACAGAGAGUGUGGGAAGUGGAGAGAUGGGAGCCCCUACUGUGGUGGUGCAGCAGCAGCAACCAGCUCUUCAAGGUGUGGCCCUCCAACAGAUGGAUUUCAGUAGCCCCGGUCCACAGAGUAUUUCAGCAGUUAGUAUACCACAGAGUAUUUCUCAGCCACAGAUGUCACAAGUACAAUUACAGACUCAAGAACUGAGCUAUCAGCAAAAGCAGGGUCUUCAACCAGUACCUCUGCAAACCACUAUCAAUGCUGCAACUGGUAUCCAGCCAUCACCUGUAAAUGUGGUUGGUGUCACUUCAGCUGUAUGUCAGCAGCCUUCCAUUUCCAGUUUGGCUCAACCCCAGCUGCCAUAUUCUCAGACGGCUGCUCCAGUGCAAACUCCUCUUCCAGGGGCAUCACCCCAACAGUUACAGUAUGGACAACAGCAACCUAUGGUUUCUACACAAAUGGCCCCAGGCCAUGGUCAAUCAGUGACUCAAAAUCCUACUUCAGAAUAUGUACAACAGCAGCCAAUUCUUCAGACAGCAAUGUCCUCUGGACAGUCCAGUUCUGCAGGAGUGGGAACAGGAACAGCAGUGAUUGCUGUGGCUCAGCCACAGGGGAUCCAGCUGCCAGUUCAGUCCACAGCAAUCCAAGCACAACCUGCAGCAGUCUCUAGCCAGUCCAUUGGCCAGGCUCAAACAGCAGUAUCUGCUGUAUCUACUGGCAGUCAAGUUGUAAAUAUUGGUCAACAAGCAAACAUACCUACUGCAGUGCAGCAGCCCUCUUCCCAAGUUACACCUUCAGUUAUUCAGCAAGGUGCUCCUCCAUCUUCACAAGUAGUUCCACCUGCUCAAACUGGGCUUCUUCAUCAGGGAGUUCAAACUAGUGCUUCAGGCGUUCCUCAACAGUUGGUUAUUGCACCCCAGAGUACCUUGUUAACCAUGCCUCCUCAGCCACAGGGAGUAGAGCCAGUAGCUCAAGGAGUUGUUUCGCAGCAGCUGCCCGCAGUUAGUCCUUUGCCCUCUGCUAGUAGUAUUUCUGUUUCAAAUCAGGUUAGUUCAGCUGGUCCUUCUGGAAUGCCUUCUGCCCCAACAAACUUGGUUCCACCACAGAAUAUAGCACAACCCCCUGCCAGUCAAAAUGGUAAUUUGGUUCAAAGUAUUAGUCAAUCUCCCUUGAUAGCAACUAACAUAAAUUUGCCUUUGGCACAGCAGAUAUCCCUAAGUUCUACUCAGUUCUCUGCACAAUCAUUAGCUCAGGCAAUUGGAAGCCAAAUCGAAGAUGCCAGGCGCCCAGCGGAGCCCUCCUCAGUUGGCUUACCUCAGACCAUCAGUGGUGACAGUGGGGGAAUGUCAGCAGUUUCAGAUGGGAGUAGCAGCAGCCUAGCAGCCUCUGCUUCUCUUUUCCCGUUGAAGGUGCUACCGCUGACGACACCCCUGGUGGAUGGCGAGGAUGAGAGUGCUUCUCUCCUACCAGAGGUGCAAGGAGUGAUCCUAGAACCACAGAUACAGCCAAGACUACGGAGAGCUUUUGACGUCAGGGGUCCACUUUCUCCACUGAACCCUUGGAGGCAGAAUAUCCAGCUUCUGGAGAGAGUGGGAAGGAUAAUAAACAAGUGGGUGCUUUCCAUUAUUUACUUGGGUUUGUUUAUAGGUUGGAGUGUCCUUCCAUUCCCAUUUUAUUCUGUUGUUAACUCCUUGGGUUCAUAUAUGAACCAGGUGGGGCUGCAAUCUGUUUUCUGAGAGUACUAACUAGUGCCCAUUCAAAAAAAGUUUUUAUUUAAUUUUCUCUCCAGAUAAUUAAAGCAGUGGAUGAUUUGGGGCACAUGAUUUGGUGAAUGCCUGUGUAGUCCACAGGAAUUUAAGAAAGGAAAUAUUUACCCAUUUUGGCUUUUAUGGUAAUAGUGGACUUCUAAGUGUUUUUUUAUAUUCCAGUAAGAGUUCUAUAUUUCAUCUUUGGGCAAGCUGGACAUCUGAAAUCUUUUAAUUUAUAAAGUCAAAUGUCCAGAUGUUAUCCUACCCUGUUAGUGAGAACUUUUUGGUCUUUUUCCUACCUCAAAUGUUAGGCCUUCAUUUUAGAUCUAUUUUGGUUUUACUGUCAAAUCUAUAGGCUUCAUUCUUUAAUAAAAUAUAUGUGAAUGAGUAUAAGUUUCAGGAUAUAAUAUCCCUGAAAGCUAUAUAUACUCAAAAGUGGUUUUCUAGUCCCUAUUUGUGACAAAAGAGCCUUUGCCAGAUUUUCCCUGUGGCAUUAAGAUGGUUUUCUCUUAGUUUCUUUGAUGCCAAGGGUAGGAUUUGAUUCCAGGAAGUUCUUAUCAUCUACAAUGGGUAGAAUGUGAACUUAGUGUCUUUGGCAAGUUUUCAUUUUUCCUUGGUGGAUUCCUUCUGUGACUCCAGGUAUCUUGAUAAUGGGAGACUGGUUUAUUUGUUCUCUUAAUUGCCCAGAUUUCUUUCAACUGAUUAAACAUCAUACUUCUUCAGCAAAAGGAUUCUUCUAGCAGAACCUUCAUGGAUGAUAUCUGUCACACAUGCCAGCACCUGCAGUUUGGAAGGCAGUGGUGAAUGGAUCCAUGCAAUAUAUCUAGAAGACACAAGGAUGAGCGAGCCACCUGAUCUUGUUAUUUAUAAACUUUUUAAGAUUUACUCUGGUUACUCUUGGUCUGAAAAUGGAAAGGCUCAAAUAAUGAAAUUAUCUUUUACAUGGCCAUGAAAAUACCCUUUCUAUUGAGAAGACUGAAAAAAUAGAGGAAGCUUGAGAGACACCUUUCUUUUAAAGCAGCUCUCUGUAUCUGUUUCACUUAAAAGAUCUGUGAGACUGAAAAAUCACCUUAGUAAAGUAGGCAAACUUUUUGGUUGUUUGUUUUUAAGUGGAAUAGGAAAUCUAAAAACUUGAUGAAACUUUUUUUUUUGGUGUUAUCUGAUGAUACAAGGGACUAAAUAAAGGAUGAAUUUCUUAGUUAUUCCAGUUACUUUCAUUUUAGGGCAUACUCUUUUAGCUCAUCUUUUGCUGGUCUUGAGCCUUAAUAUUUGUCAAAUUAACAAAGAUUGUAGUAUAGCAGUUAAAGAGCUGUCUUUAAGAUGAAAAUAGUUUGGUCUGUCCUCUAAUAUAAUAGAUACUUACUAAACUUGAGGUGGUAUUUUGUACUGAAGGCAUACUAAAGUUUAAGUGAUACCAUCACAGGGCAGUAGUUUAAAGAGCAAAGGCAAUUUGUAGUAUUAGAAUAAGCUUAUAAGUGUGAAUAGUGUUGAAAAAUAGUUACCCAAAUUGUAAGUUACUUGAUAGAAGUAGUUAUCAGAAUGUUCAUUUUUUGGGUAUCAACUGGUCAGUCAAAAGCUAUUAAAAGAAAAUUUUAGAAGUUAUAUGGUGCUGCCAGUUUAUUUUGGCAAAAUUUUAAGAGAAAUUCUCCAGUCGCUAAUACAGAAGCAACUAAAAUAUUUUAAGAAUCUCAAAGGUUUUAGAAGCCACAUUUGCUAAACUAUAACCUGGCCUUUACUCUUUCCUGGCUAUGAUGUUUUUUUCCUCAUUAAUUACAAAUAAAUUUUCAUAAAUGUAGUACUUCAAAGUAAGUUUAAAAGAUCAAUUUGAACUAAAAUUUCCCCCAGAGAGCUCUGAAUUCCCACAAAUAAUAACAGCUCCUGACUUUUUUUGUUAAAUGUUAAUAAGAUAGUUUACAAACAUAGAUAAACUAAGAACAACUAUCCAACACUUUAGAAAGAACUUAGGGAAUUAAAAGUGAGAGUUGUUCAGAAAUUUAAGUUAGUUGAGUUCUUUAAAGCACAGUACAAAUUUUGUGGCCUGUGAGAUUAUUAGCUUUUUGUUUUAGCCUUAAGAUGAAAGUGAUUUAAUCUCUUAAUCUCAUGCUUUAAUUAAAUUUUUAGCUCUGUUCCUUAAAGUGUGCAAAAGAAAUGUAAGU
Molecule: messenger RNA, 5533 nt
Organism: Castor canadensis (American beaver)
Lineage: Eukaryota; Metazoa; Chordata; Mammalia; Rodentia; Castoridae
Source: RefSeq, a predicted model, not a curated record